CAGAUAAUUAGGAGGGGAUAUAGGGUCCGGGAAACAUGUUGAAACAAAUAAUUGGCGGGACAUGCAGAACCAGUGCUUAUGCUUUUGAAGGAAACAGAGUUUUGCCUUCGAUAUAUGUGCCUUCGUGCUUGUUCCACAAUGGACGGGCACAUAUGGCACCUAGAAGCUUUUUUGGGGUAGAGGAUUUCCUUGAUGAUGACAAUAGCCGACCUUACACAUACCAAAAAGGGAAGAAGUCAAAGAAUCCAAACAAGCACAUAUCUUUCAAACAAAGAACGAUUGCGUACAUGGAGCCGUUUACACUUGAUGUGUUUAUCUCAAAACGCUUUGUAUCAGCUUCACUUACUCACAGGGUGACAAGCAAACAGGUUGCAGUUGCUGGUACCAACUCCAAGGACAUAAAAGCUGUUCUUAGGUCUCGGUCAGACAUACCAGCAUGCAUAUCCAUCGGUAAGAUUUUAUCUGAAAGAGCAAGAGAAGCUGAUGUUUACACUGCUUCCUAUACUCCAAGGGAAAGGGACAAGUUUGAAGGGAAAAUCAGAGCUGUAGUUCAAUCACUCAUUGAUAAUGGGAUUGAUAUCAAGGUUUACCUUGAUUGA
Messenger RNA from Vigna umbellata (rice bean), 599 nucleotides. RefSeq lists its product as uncharacterized. Gene Ontology annotation, cellular component: ribosome. Lineage: Eukaryota; Viridiplantae; Streptophyta; Magnoliopsida; Fabales; Fabaceae. Gene Ontology annotation, molecular function: structural constituent of ribosome; 5S rRNA binding. Gene Ontology annotation, biological process: translation. The record is from RefSeq and is a predicted model, not a curated record.